AUGGACGAUAAACAGCCGUCGCUUUUGUUCAAGGAGAAGGAAAGUCUGCUACUUAUUGAGUCAGAGCGAUUAAAGACGUUUGGGGAAUGGCCUAAUGAGCUGAGCUGGGCUUGCACUCCCCAGAAGCUGGCACAUGCAGGUUUCUACUUCAGUCCUGGACCAGAGUCACUGGACAAUGUCUGCUGCCUGUUCUGUCAGAAAGAACUGGAUGGCUGGGAGCCUGAUGAUGAUCCACUAAAGGAGCACAAAAAGCACUCAGCAACAUGUCCUUUCUUGUCCCUGAAAAAGCCUGUGGAGAAACUCACAUUAGUAGAGUUUGUGAGGCUGAACAUGAAAAUUGCCAGUUUGAAAACUAUAAAGAUACUUGACAAGACAAGAAAGGAAUUUGAAGAACAGAGCAAUACAACCAGGGAAGAAAUUAUUGAACAUAUUAAUCAAAAGUGA
Messenger RNA from Candidula unifasciata, 444 nucleotides. NCBI's taxonomy places the organism in Eukaryota, Metazoa, Mollusca, Gastropoda, Stylommatophora, Geomitridae. The record is from the annotation of a GenBank genome assembly.